AUGUGUUGUUGUAAUACAAAACAAUUGAAACAAGAAUGUUCCACGAUUCUUGAAUAUAUGAGAAAGUUCCAGACAGUAUGUACAUCAGCACAUUCAAAACAAGAUUCCUUCAGAGAAAUUCCUCUACCUCCAGCAUCGUUUUUCAAGUCCAUUCUCUCACAACUAGAAGACAUUGGAUGGCGCAAGGUUUACGAAAUCCCACCAGAUUUCACCUACAUCACUUUACAAGAAAGUGAUAUUAAGGGACGUCUUCAUAAAAUCAAGGUUGGAAUACCCCAGGGCUACCCUGAGGAAGAACCUACUGUAGAUGUAGAUUUACCCAGAGAGUUCCAGUUCUCUUGGAACAGUGUCGGAGGACUUCCUUUGAUAUUUGCCGCGUUCAAGGAUCAACUAUCAAGCGUACAGCAGUUUUGGGACGUUUUAGAUGAUUUGGACGAGACAGCGGUUGUGCUUGACCCACAAAAUCCUGAAAGACGACACAAAACACGUCGCAUUUUCCUAAGUAAUCACGUGAGUGUACAGUUAACGAUAUCGGUGGAGCACCCUCGUAAUCUACCCCAGUUUCACUUCUUUGGGCCUUCGUCGCUAACGACUCCUCUUAAUAAUUGUCUGACAGAAAAGUACCAGGAGUGGGACCCAGAGCAGAGUAUCGUGAAUAACAUCGAGAGGAUUAUCGCCGUUGAAGUGGUCAAGCGAUCAGCGCAGUCAGGAAGUGGCAAUGAAGAAUGGGGCGCAGAGUGUGCAGUUUGCUACUCUCUUCUUCUCGAUGGCUGCCACCCCGAUCUCACAUGUGACCACUGCAGUCAGUCGUUUCAUUUGAAUUGCUUGUACGAGUGGCUUCAUGGGCUCCCGAAUAGCAGACAAAGCAUGAAGUUCAUUUUCGGAGACUGUCCAUACUGUUCAAGGCUGAUAUCUUGCAAAGUUCCUGCAUAGCCCAUAGGAGGAGGGACUGGACCCAAAGCAAAGAUCUCAGGUUGUCUACAUUUUGGAGAAUACUAAAGUUUUUAUACAAUAUUGUACCUGACACGGCUCGAACAGAGUACGGCCUCUUGUAAUGUUUAUAUGACAACUCCAUGCAUCUUGUUUUUCUUUAUACAUUUUUCACAACUACAAUAUUUCAGUAUUUUUCUAAUAAACUUGUAAAAAUUCAAAAUAAAGAAC
This is a messenger RNA of Macrobrachium nipponense, 1161 nucleotides long. RefSeq names its product E3 ubiquitin-protein ligase FANCL-like. Gene Ontology annotation, biological process: protein monoubiquitination; interstrand cross-link repair. Gene Ontology annotation, molecular function: ubiquitin protein ligase activity. Gene Ontology annotation, cellular component: nucleus; Fanconi anaemia nuclear complex. Lineage: Eukaryota; Metazoa; Arthropoda; Malacostraca; Decapoda; Palaemonidae. The record is from RefSeq and is a predicted model, not a curated record.